AUGACGCAAAAAUCGACUCCUGUCAUGGAAUGGGCCAUGGCCCAUCACAGCCUCGCGUUCAAUGACAGCUAUGACCCAGCAAACCAUUCACACAGCCCAAGAGGCGGUUCCAACUCGCAUCUGACGGGGCACUGGCCGCGGUCGCGAAGCCUCAGCUUGUCGCUGCCAUGGAAGAAAUCCAAGCAUUUGCUGUUUGCCCGCGACGGUUCUCGCAACCCGUCACAGCACACGGACGAUGACGCUGUUGACGACUCCCACGAUGCACCUGGGCACUUCCAUGCACAGAACAGGACCAGGAACCACCUUGCGUCGGGAAGUCUCAAGGGCAUCAUGCGCAGGGCGUCGCUGUCACUCAAGGGCAUCGUUCAUCGACGACCUUCUUUCAUCGCACCUCAUGCCAUACACGAGCGAGGCCCCUAUGAUGGGCGGCCCUCGACAUCCCAGGACCUGUGGAACUUGUCGCAACGGGCGCCCGGCAUGCGCCAUUCCCGCUCUUUCUACCAUGUAGAUACCAAGAACAAUGCACAUGCUCGGGAUUUUUCGGUCCCCGGCAUGGGCGAUGAGCCCCCAGUCAUCCCCCAGCACACUGGGGCUGCAGCCAAAGCAUCCGCAGCCUUGCAAAACGAGUUCUUUGCAAGGCAACGCUGGUUGGCUGCUUCGUCUAGCGACGACGGAAAUGACGGAGAGAGCGGGAUUGGAAUAGCCGUGACAAUUCCAGCGACCGAUGCAGAUGGUGUCGGAAAUGACAAAAGCGUCAUGGACCUAGACGCUGGCAUCAGCCGAAUCGAUUUCGUCGCAAAUCUUCCCACAGAGCUCGCCAUUCACGUACUGGCUUGCCUGGACGCAGCCGCCUUGGCCAAGGCCAGCCUCGUGUCCCGCCAAUGGUGCAAAACCAUCUCGAACCAACACAUCUGGCGUGAAUCUUGUUUGAGGGAGACAACCGGGACGUAUGCCACGAGUACAGCUGUCCAACCAAACACGGGCAUGGGCCUUCCAAACGUGCUCCCCUCCAAUGAUUGGAAGAAGGUUUACAAGGCCAAGUUGGAGCUGGACCGUCGUUGGAAAGAAGGCAAGGCUCACCCCAUCUACUUGAAUGGGCACCUGGAUAGCAUCUAUUGCCUGCAGUUUGACGAAUUCAAGAUUGUGUCUGGUUCUCGCGACAAGACGAUCCGUAUUUGGGACAUGCACACGUUGGAGUGCAGGCUAGUGAUUGGACCUCCCGAAGUGGUCAACGCUUGCAGCUUGCUGACGGACCAAGACGGAAACCCGACUCACUACGCCUCAGGUUCUGACAAUCAACAGUCUUGCUUGUCGAUACCCAGCACCGCAUCCUUUGCUGAACACCACAAAGCGUCGAUUUUAUGCCUGCAGUACGACGACGAGAUUCUUGUCACGGGAUCGUCCGACUCCACGUGCAUUGUGUAUGACGUCAAGGCUGGGUACAAACCGAUUCGGCGGCUGCGACAUCACACUGCUGCUGUGCUGGAUCUCGCCUUUGACAAGAAGCACAUUGUGACGUGCAGCAAAGACAUUAGCAUUUGUGUGUGGGAUCGGGAAACGGGCACCCUGCUUCGACAGCUCCGCGGCCACACCGGCCCCGUCAACGCGGUGCAGAUGCGCGGCAACACCAUUGUGUCGUGCUCGGGAGACUUCAAGGUAAAGCUUUGGAACAUUGACACGGGCAAGAACAUUCGCGAGUUUGUCGGGCACACCAAAGGUCUUGCUUGCUCCCAGUUCUCCGAGGACGGCAGGUUCGUGGCCUCUGCCGGCAACGACAAGGUGAUUCGCAUCUGGGACGCCAACACUGGCGAGUGCGUGCGCGAGAUGAAGGCGCACGACAACCUGGUGCGCAGCUUGCACAUUGACAGCGUCAACGGCCGGCUCGUCAGCGGCAGCUACGACAGCGACAUCAAGGUUUGGGACAUGGAGACGGGCCAUCAACUGCUCGACUUUCCGGGAUGGCACUCCAGCUGGGUUCUGAGUGCCAAGAGCGACUACCGACGCAUCGUGAGCACCGGACAGGAUCCCAAGAUCCUCAUCAUGGACUUUGGCGCCGACGUGGACGGUGUCGAGCGUUUGGAAAGCCAAGAGGGUUGCUGA
Messenger RNA from Ustilaginoidea virens, 2100 nucleotides. RefSeq lists its product as uncharacterized. Gene Ontology annotation, molecular function: protein binding. NCBI's taxonomy places the organism in Eukaryota, Fungi, Ascomycota, Sordariomycetes, Hypocreales, Clavicipitaceae. The record is from RefSeq and is a predicted model, not a curated record. The transcript has 2 exons. Bases 1 to 2100 code for a protein of 699 amino acids.